This is a messenger RNA of Tribolium madens (black flour beetle), 1696 nucleotides long. Its product is annotated as cytochrome P450 6a8-like. The transcript has 3 exons. Gene Ontology annotation, molecular function: monooxygenase activity; heme binding; iron ion binding. The coding region runs from base 37 to 1599 and encodes 520 amino acids. The record is from RefSeq and is a predicted model, not a curated record. NCBI's taxonomy places the organism in Eukaryota, Metazoa, Arthropoda, Insecta, Coleoptera, Tenebrionidae.
AAGUCAAUUAUCGUGCAUAAAUUUCGCGAGUAAAAAAUGCUUCUAAUAAAUGGGAGUUUAACAUUCGACCUGGUGGCCAUUUUAGUAACUAUCGUUGCCGGUUUAGUGGUUUACUACAAAUGGUCUUUCACAUAUUGGAAGAAACGCGGCCUUGAGUACUUAGAACCGUCAAUUCCCUUCGGCAAUUGUGCUAAAUUAUUUCUAUCAAAGUGCAAUUUCGGCGAGCAAUUCGCCGAAUUUUACAAACAGUUCAAGGCGAAAAACCUUAAACAUGGUGGUGUGUUUAUGUUUGCACGUCCUUUUUACAUCCCUGUGGAGCCUGCAAUUAUAAAGAACAUAAUGCAAAAGGACUUUCAACACUUCGUAGACCGCGGUUUCUACGUAAAUGAAGAAAUUGAUCCGUUGAGUGGUCACCUUUUUUCGCUAGAAGGCGACAAAUGGAAAAAUCUUCGAGCAAAAUUGAUAGCAACAUUCACUUCAGGUAAAAUGAAGAUGAUGUUUGAAACUAUGGCAAAUUGUGCGAAAGGACUUGAUAAAUACGUGAGCGAAGCUGCAAAACGGAAGGAAACCCUAGAUGUCAAAGAAACUCUCGCAAAUUUCACCACAGAUGUCAUUUGCUCUUGCGCUUUUGGGCUUGAAAGUAAUUGUCUUAAAAAUCCAGACUCCGAAUUUAGGUACUACGGAAAACGCACUUUCCAAAACACAACUUGGGAAAAUUUGAAAAAUCUCAUUCAGUUCAUGAUGCCUAUGUAUAUCUUCAAUUUAGUGAAAUUUAAAACUACCAAACCAGAUGUGGAAGACUACAUGUUAAAUUUAGUAAAGAAAACGGUACAAUACAGAGAAAAAAAUAACGUCUAUCGAAAAGACUUCCUCCAUUUGUUGCUACAACUGAAAAAUAGAGGAAAAGUAACAGAUGACGAAACUUUCCUUGACAAUAACAACAAAAGUAAAGAAGUUGCAUUGACAAUCAAUGAAUUGGCAGCACAAGUUUUUGUUUUUUUCAUCGCUGGUUAUGAAACUUCUUCAACAGCAAUGACCUUCACUCUGUUCGAACUCAGUGGCAAUGAGAAAAUCCAAGACAAGUUGCGUGAGGAAAUCAAAACUGUGUUAGCUAAACAUAAUAAUCAAAUAACAUACGAGGCUCUCAUGGAAAUGACAUACAUGGAACAAGUUCUCAAUGAAACCUUGAGAAAAUAUCCACCGGUACCAUUCUUGAAUAGAAAAUGUACCAAAGCGUAUGACGUCGCUGGGACAAACCUCCAUCUGGAUAAAGGUACCAUGAUGGUAAUCCCAAUUCUGGGUGUUCACCAUGAUCCUGAAUACUACCCUGAUCCAUCAAAAUACGACCCGGAGCGCUUUUCGGAAGAAAAUAAAAACAGUCGGCCACCAUUCACAUGGCUGCCAUUUGGUGAAGGACCAAGAAUUUGCAUUGGUUUACGUUUUGGAAUGUUGCAAGCCAAAGUAGGAUUAGCCACUUUACUAAGAAAUUUCAAAGUGACGUUAAAUCAAAAAACGCAAACUCCCCUGGAAAUGGACUGCAAAACCUUCAUCACCACUACCAAAGAAGGAAUUUGGUUGGAUUUUACACCUUUGAAUUAAAUUUCGAACAGAUAUUUGAAGAUUGUAUUAAGUUAAUACUGAUAUUAGAUGUGACAAUUGUUGUAUUAUAACCAUUAAUUAUGAUAAAGUACUGCAU